UAAAUGUCUUGGCCGUGCGCGGAGGUGAAAGAAAAGGAUGUGAUGUUGAGCAGACGUAGGUGACAGUGAUAUACGUGUAAAUAAGAAAUGGACAGUUAGUACGAUUCGAAUCAUUUGUGUUGUGAAAAAGAGACCUUAGAUUGAAAGGUCCGGUGUUAUUUACGUCGAAAUAAUCACUGUGUAUACAUUAGCAGAUACAACUUCUUCAAGAAACUUUUGUUUGCCUGCAGUAGUAAUGUUUUGAAGUUACGUGUUCCCUUACUUGUUUAUUUUUGAAACAGUUUUUGAUAGUAAUUUGUCGUGGUUCCCAAGUUUCGGUCUAGUUUGAACUAAGUUAAUCCAUGAUCCCCCAUUAUUUAAGUAUUUUACGCCGUUGACGAUUGUAAGAACUGCAUGUAUGGAAGUAUCCGCAAUUUUUAAUGACCAGCCAGAGGCUGAGGAACUCACCACAGGAAUUUUUGGUGAUUUGGGUGAAGAACCAUGGUUGAAUGUCACAGGAGGGGAUUCAGAUAUGAACAUGUUUUUCCACAGGGUAGGUUCAGAUCAGAUUAUAUAUCAGAGAAGGAAGAAGAAAUGUAAAAUAAUUGGAAAAUAUGUGAUGGGAGAUUUACUAGGUGAGGGCAGUUACAGCAAAGUAAAAGAGCUGUUAGACACAGUUUCUCUCUGUAGAAGAGCAGUAAAAAUAUUAAAGAAGAAGAAACUGAGGAGAAUCCCAAAUGGGGAACAGAAUGUUCAGAGGGAGAUUCAACUGCUGAAAACACUACAACACAAGAAUGUAAUACAUUUGGUGGAGGUGCUGUACAAUGACGAAAAACAGAAAAUGUAUAUGGUAUUGGAAUAUUGCGUUGGAGGACUACAAGAUAUGCUUGAAAGUGCACCUAAAAAGAAGUUCCCACUUUGGCAAGCACAUGGGUACUUUAGUCAACUUAUUGAUGGCUUGGAGUAUCUUCAUAGCAAAGGAAUUGUUCACAAGGACAUAAAACCAGGAAAUUUGCUUCUGACACUUGACGAAACACUCAAGAUAUCAGAUCUAGGAGUUGCUGAGUCAUUACAUCCAUUUGCAAGGGAUGACACUUGUUCAACAAAUCAAGGCUCUCCUGCAUUCCAGCCACCCGAAAUAGCAAAUGGUCAUGAGAGAUUUGCUGGGUUCAAGGUUGAUAUUUGGAGCAGUGGAGUUACUUUGUAUAACAUCACUACUGGCCAGUACCCUUUUGAAGGUGACAACAUUUACAGGUUGUUUGAAAACAUUGGAAAUGGGAAGUUUUCAAUACCAAAUGAACUUGACAAUCUCCUCACAGAUUUGCUUAGAGGGAUGUUGGAAAAAGAUCCAGAAAAGAGGCUCUCUCUACAACAAAUACGACAACAUCCGUGGUUCUUACACAAACCAGAUCGAACUACAGAGUAUGUUCCUGUGCCUCCUCUACGUGGAGAUGAUUAUCAUAUGAUGACAGUUUUGCCAUAUCUUAUGGAGUUCCACUAUGGGGAAGAAAUUUCUGGCACUGAAAAUCAUGUUGAUUAUAUUACAGAGCACCAACUUAAUGAGGAACGAAAGCAGCAGCAGCAGCAGCAAGAGACACAAGGACAGUUGAGACUGAAUGCAUCAGACUCUCAUCCACAUGCUGGUAGCGGUGGAAGUAAACGGCGCUGGAGACGACCAAUCUCGUGUAUUAGUGUAAAAAAAUUUCCCACUUGUAAGCAGUCGUAGCACCUCUUCUAUUCACUGGUGGCUCCCUUUCUACAAGAAGACCACAACCUCUGAUGAAUCUUCUGGUCAAGAAAUCCCAACGAAAGAAAGGAAAACUUUUGAGAUAUCCACGUACAACAAGUUUCGUCACAGCGAUCAGAUGAAGGGGGAAGUAGUUACCAGCUCAUUCAUCAGUGGAUUAGUUGUGAAUACAUUCAGUUUUCCAAAAACAAUCAAAUUCCUUUCUCUUACUCACAAGAAAGCUUAUUGACAAGGAAGAUUCUCCAUUAACAACAACAAGGUAGAGGAUUUGAAGAAAGUGGAAGUUUGCAUUCAGGGCUAUGAAUCUUUCAACAAAUAAAUAUUCAGUUAGCCAACUAUCACUGAAAUGACUGAUAUUCUUCAUUCAGAUGUAGAAGAUGCAGGACUAGAAUAGUUAAUUAACAACACUUGUGAUUUUACAGAAUGACUAGUAGCAUGUAAUGACAUGCAAUAUCUAAGAUUUGCCUUAAAAGAAGAAGGAGGAGGAGGAGGAGGAAAGCUCUGUUUAGGCUAUCAUACCAAUAUGAGUGAAAUAUUAGUUGCUUUUCUACAAGUGAAGUGCAUUUUCUUAUUGAUUAUUCCAUGGAAAUAAAGAAAAGUAGUAGAGUUCAUAAAAGUGAUUUAUUACAGAAACAAUACAUGCAGAAGUUUUUAAACCUGUUAUAUAAUCAAGAAUGGACUAAGGGAUAAAACAGUGUGUCAGUACAUUGGGAAAAUAUGUCAUUUACACAUAUAAUAUGUACAGAUCUGUUAAAAACAAUGUACUCUUGUGCAGUUACAUUGAUUGUUAAACUUGACUAGUGUUCAAUAACUGUUAUCCAAAAAUUUGUUCCAUAUAAAGAGAUAUGGUUGUCAAUGUAUUUUUAAUUUUUCACUUUUAGCAUUUCACUUUUGUAUGUGGAUAUACGUUUCCUGUGCUCUAUUGAGAACUGUGGGGUCUAGAACUAGCAUCACUAUUUAGGCUAGUAUUCAUCUGCAACUUUUCACCUAUAUAUCUUUGCUUUUUGAUAAUGCUUUUAAUAUUAGGUACUGUUCACUAUGCCCACAUAUUGGAGAGGUAGGCUUUUGAUCAGUUGAAACUUUCAGAUAUGUUAAAGCAAUGAGGAGCUGUGAUAUGUCAGGCUUUCUCUAAAGAUCUGUUGCAUAUACACUUCUCGGGUUUGCUGCUGUGUCAUAUUGUGCAAAUCCUACAAUAUUUCAUUGAUACAUCUGUUCAGUGGUAGAUGCUGUUGUCACUGGUACAAGAUGCGACUGCUGAUAAUCGUGCAGAUGUGUUGAAAUUUAAUAGGCCAGAAGCAGGUAAUUGAAAACCUGCAUCCCUGUUGAAAAGAUUGUCCGCUGUGCAGGUAUUUACAGCCUCCUUAAGAACACAGUCCUAGAAAGAUAACACUGAGGAUAGAAUUUCAGUCUUCUUGUAAAAUGUGCAAUGCCGUGUGCCCAGGCAAUGCUCCACUACUGCUGAUUUAUCAGGUUGCCCCAGGCAUGUACAAAGAUGGUGUUCAACACAACACCCUUGCACGGUUUGGCAUGUCUGCUCAAUAUAAGAUUUCCCACAUUGGCCUGUGAUCUUAUAUACACUACAUUUCCUAAGGCCAAGAUCAUCUUUGACCAAACACAACAUAUUUCUCAAUUUUGCUGGUGGCCGGAAAACACACUUAAUAUAGUGUCUCUUGAGGAUUUUUUCUAUUCUUGAAGAGCAUGGGGUAGCACAGUCUUUGCCCACAGUGCAUGCACAAAAGGCCUUGCUGCGACUUCUUGCAGGGGACACUUGGUGCACCGCUUUCCUCCAACUACGAAAGUGUUCCUGCGUACAUGUAUUGCCUGCUCCUGGCCUUAUAAAUUUCAAUUCCAAUGCACAAUUAUCAUUGGUCACAUCUUGUAGCAGUGAAAACAGAAUCUAUCACCACCUGAAGAUGUCAGACUCUCAUAUCAACAAAAUAUUGCGGGAUUUGCACAGUAUGAUCUGGCAGCAAACCUGAGAAGUCUAUUUGCAAUGAGAAGUUAUUUGUCACUAUAUUUAGGAGUACGCAUGGGUUUUGUACUGAUAAUACCUUUGUUAAUGCAUUAUUCAUUUAGACUCUUUAAUAAUUACUGGUAUUCUUGCAUUGACUAUAACUUAUUUGGUUCUUGCCCCGUUCUUACAAAUUUGUCAAGUGAUGUGUAUUUAUUUGUUUAAUAGCUUUUCAGAUUUUUUCAGUUAUUCACUUUGUACCUCCCACUUUUUCCCCCAAUUUAAACUUCCAGACAUGAGUAGACAAGGGACAUGUGUACUAGAUUUUCUUCUUUAAAUCGGAUUGUAAUAAAUUUUUAUUGCUUUGUGUUGUGUCAAUUAUGUUAUAUAUACCUCAUAAUGUUUUUGUAUCCUGGUUAUUGUAUCAGUUCAUGUAACAGAUUUGGUACACUAUUAUUGUGUGUAAUGACACUAUGUUAAGUAUCAAGUAGUAUAUUGCACUUCACGUGUUUUUAAAAUGUUGUCAUGUAUUGACAGUGUUUCUGACAACAGUCGGUGCCAUGUGACAUUAAUAUUACUUUACUGUUUGGGUUGUUAUCAUCAUAUUUUGUUCAUGCAUAUUGUAUUAAGGUUAUAAUUGUUUUAUUAUAUGACACUACUUAUUUUGAUGUGUUAGCUAUCAUGUUUGUAUCUUUGGUGUGUAAUUUCUUUGGUCAUGUAUAUCUCACACCUAUUUGGUCCCAUCUGUAAUAGUAGCAUUGAGAUUUUUUUCUCUGCCAUUUAAUGGGACAUAAUGUUUCACUUUUGAAAAUUUCAUUCUUCUGGAUGUACACUGAAAGUUUGACUCUACUGGAGAAGUUCCUCACAUAUAGAAUUACGUAUGACAUAUGAAGUCUUUAUUGUUUUCUUUUGUAAAUAACACAAAGAACUAUUUUUA
This is a messenger RNA of Schistocerca americana (American grasshopper), 4614 nucleotides long. RefSeq names its product serine/threonine-protein kinase stk11-like. NCBI's taxonomy places the organism in Eukaryota, Metazoa, Arthropoda, Insecta, Orthoptera, Acrididae. Gene Ontology annotation, cellular component: cytoplasm. Gene Ontology annotation, biological process: glucose homeostasis; regulation of cell growth; intracellular signal transduction. Gene Ontology annotation, molecular function: ATP binding; protein kinase activator activity; protein serine/threonine kinase activity. Bases 398 to 1705 code for a protein of 435 amino acids. The record is from RefSeq and is a predicted model, not a curated record. The transcript has 8 exons.